Molecule: messenger RNA, 2424 nt
Organism: Symbiodinium pilosum
Lineage: Eukaryota; Dinophyceae; Suessiales; Symbiodiniaceae
Source: the annotation of a GenBank genome assembly
AUGAACCAGUCCAGCUUGAGCAAGCUUACCAUUGUCGCCGUCGGCAAUCAGCUGGUCAUGGUCAUUCAGACCUUCUCUACGAUCUCCAAGCUGCGUAUUGCGUGGCCGGAGCCUGUAAAAUCCUUGAUUGAGCUUGCGGACCUCAUCAUGAUGAUCAACCUGGAUUUUGUGAAAAUUGCUUGCGUGAGCCAACGUGACCACCCCGUUGUCAAGCUAUUGGGCCAGCUUUUGGCAUUUCCAGCCCUGGCCUUUGGGCUGUGCAGCAUUUGGUUGAUCCAGAAAUACUUGAGGCGGAGCAUGCCAUUGGAUCACCUCAUCAACGUGCUUGGCUUUAUUCUCUUCGCUUUCUUCUUGAGCCUGACACUUGCGUCUCUGCUGCCGUUCCAAUGCAUCGCGAACCCGAACGGUACCAGCUCAAUGGCAAACAAUCCGGGAGUCUUGUGCUACCAGACGCCGGACCACAUGGUGCUCGUUGUGGUUGCGGGUUGCGGAAUCCUUUUCUACCCGGUGGGUAUCAUCGCCUGGGCUGCCUGGACCACAUACCUCUAUCCAUCUUGGGCGGCCACAGGAAAGGGCCUCACACUGCUCUACCGCUAUCGCUGCUUCUUCCAACGCUUCACUCCUCAGUGCUACUUCUUCGGCCUGUUCAUUCUGUUGCGGAAUUUCUUUUUGGCGCUGUCUCCAAUCAUUCUUGUCCCCAUUCCAGCCCUACAGAUUGUAACAGUUGGCACGAUGUUGCUGAUCAGCAUGGCGCUGCAGAUACGGUUGUGGCCGUGGCGUACACACGUGGCUAACUUGGCCGAUCUCCUCAUGAUGCAGUUUGUCAUCGUCGUCCUUCUGGGCGUCUCGCCUCUUCUGGACAUUGACAAAGCCGCAGCCACCACGCUGCUCGGGACAUUGCUUUGUGUUCCUGUGUUGGCUCCGCUGGUCAUUGGCCUUGUCGUCGUGAUUUGGAUGGGGUGGCGAUCCGUAGAGAAAAAGGUCCGCUAUGACGUCUUCCUCUGCCAUCAUAAAGGUGGUGCUGGAGCACUCGCACGCUACAUCAAACUCAAGCUUACAACGCACGCGGCAUGCAACGUCUUCUUGGAUGCCGACUGCCUGGAGAGCCUGGAUGGUCUCUUUGACAUUGUGAGAGACCAGACCAAGAGUUUCGUGGUCAUCUUGACCCAGGAGACGCUGUGGGAAGACGUGGAUUGCAAGUCAAAGCUUGUGCCGUGGCUUGUUCAACCUGAUGCCGCCCUCUCAUCCAAACACAUUUGCCAUCACUGGACUGGCAACAUCACCUACAACGUAUUGUCAUCAUUGGUAGCGUCGAGGAAUGCAAUUCGGACUGUUCCAGCCCCUUGGAUUUUGCAAGACUCUGGGCAAGUCGAGAGUGCGCUUAGCGUUUGUGUUGUGAAGUGUGAUGGCUUCGUUGGCUACACUGCAAGCCAGAUUGAUGCCGUGCCACAGCUUUGGUCUGCUGAUCAACAACACGCCCUUGGCUGCAACUGGGCUGACUUGGAUUUUCUUCGAGUUUUCUUGGGCCACGGCAUCAGCGCAUCUGAUGUCAUUGAAGCAUACAAAGUCUUGCUGGCGCUUCAUUGUGUCGACAUGCCACGCUUUGGUAAAGACGAUGAGAAGCAUGCCUGCAUCGAGAAGAUCGUGGUGAGAUGCGGGCUGUCACGUAAAACUUUCAGUGAAGAGAUCGGCGUGACGGCCAAGGCCAGGAUCCUAAUGACUGGAGCCGUGGCCGAUGCGGAAGCCCUGACUGUCAUUGAGAUAUGCCAGCACAUGGUGCAGAACCGCCUGCAAGUGACCUGUGCACUUGUUCGGACGGAGCUCGAGGUUCGCUCAAUGAUGUCCUAUGCAUCAUACUUGGUGGUGCUGCUGUCACGUGGAAUGCUCCGCGACCCGUCGUUUGCCCGCCUUCUGCUGGCCGCGACAUCAUCACCUAAUUUCAGCAGCUCUGGGGUCAAUUCCAGGACAGCUCACCCGGCCCUUUGGAUCCCAUUCUUGCAUGUUUCUUCAUGCACGGUACACCAUAUCCGUCAUCCGGAUAGAUGCGAGAAAAGCGAGGCGAGAGUUGGCGAGGGAGAGCGAGAUCAACAGAGAAAGAGAGAGAGAGUUCUAAAAGAGAAAGAAAGAGCCAUUUUGGCUCAAGUCUCCUGCCUCGUCUUCUCCCCCUUUGGGGAAGGGCGGCUGGGCGCCGGCCUGCCUUCCUCCUGGAGGGUUAGCUCUGGAGGGAGCAGGUGGACGUGCGUCUCAGCAGGGGGGUGGUGGGGGGGCGGCUUGAGUCGCAUACCGCGACAUUUGGAGAUGAAGCCCAUCAGACGAGCAGGAGUCGCAGCUUGUGGCGGCCUUGCAUCGAAUCCCUUGACUGGGUCGGUUGGCGCCCUAAACUCGUUAGGCUUGUUGCUGUUAGGCGAGCAAACUUGGGCAUAG